This is a messenger RNA of Emys orbicularis (European pond turtle), 4029 nucleotides long. RefSeq names its product proline rich transmembrane protein 3 (gene PRRT3). NCBI's taxonomy places the organism in Eukaryota, Metazoa, Chordata, Testudines, Emydidae. The record is from RefSeq and is a predicted model, not a curated record.
AUGCAGCAGCUGGGGGUCCUCGCAGCAUCCAGAAGAGCAGAUGUUGGGGAGGCAAGCUGGGGGUGCUUCUGCAUGUGUGCCGGUGCCUGGCUCCGCCCUCUCCUCCAUCGCAAACACCCCCGCGCUGGCUGCAAGGCCCGACUGCUCUUUUCCAGGCUUCUCCGCGUCUGCUGUCUUUGGUCUGCCUGCCGCUCUCCCUGCUGGCCCGGGCACGGCACGGCACGACCCAUCCCCGAGAGCGGAGCGCUGCCCCGUCGCGGCCAGCUCGCCCUAAGGCUGCCUUCUGCUUUCUCUUGCAGGGUGAAGAGCGAGCAGCAGUUUGCCAUGGCGGCUGCAGCGCAGCUCCUUGCCUGGAGCCUGGUCCUGGUGCCGGCGCUGCUCCCAGCCUCUCCCCUGCCCCAGCCGUUCAGCAGCGAGCGACACACCAGGCCACGGGCUGUGGGAGCCUCUCUGGGCCCCGGCUGGGUGCAGGAGCUGGCUGGGUGGCCCCCUCUGGGCAGCCCCUCCGAAGAGGCUCUCUGGACCCGCCAGGCUCUGCCAGCCCUCUCCCCAUUGGCGCUGGCUGCCCCUGGGGGGAGCCUGGUCUUCAGUGGGGCUGGGGAGCCGGAUGAUGAGCUGUGGCGAGGCUCCAGCCGUGCCCCCCUGCAGCCAGGGGCACCUGCUGCCCACUCUGCAGCCAUCAGCCAUGACACGGGGACCCCCCCUGCCCCAGCAGGAAGCUCUGCUCUCCCACCCCCCGCCUGGCCCCUGCUCCUGGGGGCUGAUGGCUCUCGGCAGACGCUGGAAGUGCCCCCGGCUCCGGGACCUGCUGGCACUGAGGGGGCUGGGGGCCCUGGCCCAGCCACGGCCACGUUCCAGGGACACACUGGGCUUGGCUCGGGGAGCUGGCCCUUCACGCCCGCGCCUGGCUCCGGGGCUCCGAGAAACGGAGGCAGCCCAGGAGCCUUGGCAUUCGAGAGCAGAGAACUGCCCUCGGGCUCAGAGCCCAGGAGCCUGCAGCCAGCUUUUCCCAGCCCGGCCAGGCCUCCUGGGGCAGAGAGCAGCCCAGGCCCUGCUGGGCAGGACAGUCUGGGCACAGCCGGGACGCCACGCCCCAGGCCAACGGUGUCCACUGUCGCCUUGGCGGCCAGGCCGGGGUCCGUGGCAGGAGCCAGCAGCACUGAGUGGCGGCAGGCGGCAGACAUGGGCCCUGGGGUCGUGGGUCAGGAGGGCCGGCCUGUGAGCUGGGCUCCAGGGAAGGGGCAGCCGGCGCCUCGGGCCAAUGUCCCCCGGGAGCCCGGGGAACCGCUGGAGCAUGCCUGGGGAAAGGGCCGGGCUUCCUACACCCAGGGGUCCUCCCUCCCUCCCUGGGGCGAUGCCCAGGGGCUGCCCCCGCACCCCACAGGCAGGGACGGCCAGCCCCAGCCAGAGGUAUGGUGGGUCUCUGGAGCCAGCCUGGCUGCCUGGCCUGCUGCUACCUCCCAGCUGCAGCAGACAGCUGGAGCAGGGGGCUCCGUGGCUGGUGGGUGGCCUGGUCUUCCUCCCGCUGUGCUCAGCGCUGGCCGACUGGAGCUCCCGCCAAGCCUAGCUCCAGUGCAGGGCCGCCUGACCGAGCCAGCUCCCCCGGCACAAGGGAGCCCCGCCUGGAGGCUCACCCCGGCCUGGACAGAGGGGGCCACACUGGAAACCAGAGCCCCGGUCUGGACAGAGGGGCUCUCGGCUCAUCAGAGAAGCACUCGGCGGGCGCUGCCCGGAUCCGCGACCCAGCCACUGCACUUCCCCGGAAAAACUGUUCCUGGCACAGAACAGGGACCGGUGCACCCCCGUGCCAGGCCCGCCCUCCACGCCAGCCCGGGAACGUCACCCGCCCCAACGCCUCCUCGCCCAGGGGCUGCAGCAGACGAGGAGGUUGGGGCCCCGCAGCGAGUCCGGGGAGCUGUGGACCCAAGAACCCCCGUGAACGCCACCUCCACGGCCACCUCUGCCCCCAGGCCGCCGCCGCCGGGGACCAGGCACUCAGAUGGGACCCGACCUCCUGGCCCUGGCAGCACCACGGCCCCUGUGCCCACCCACCCCCAGCCCCCAGCCACUCCCCAGCGGGGCCUGAUUAGAGUCAGCACCCAGCGAGCUCUCCAGCGCCCCCCUCUGCCCAGGCCUGGGCCCAGCGUCCCAGCCACGGUGCCUGCCUCUAGCCUGCCCUGCCCCCAUGCCAGUGGGGCCUGCAGCCUCCUGCAGCCCAACCAGACGCUGCUGCGCUGGGCAGACCUGCAGCGCACGCUCGGCUUCGCCUGGGAGCUGCACGUCUAUGGCACCAGCACCCUCUUCCUGCUGCUCAGCCUGGUGUGCGUGGCCAGCCUCAUCGGCUCGCCCGCCCUGGGCCUGCCCCACCUGCCCUACACCCUGGGCGCCAACGCCCUGCUGCUGGGCGCCGGCCUGCUCCGCGCCACCUUCCUCCUGACCGACCCCUACGGCGCCAGGGCCAGGCUGCCCGCCCCGGCCGUGCGGCUGCUGUACAACGCGCCCUUCCCGCUGCUGCUCACCGCCUUCGCCCUGCUGCUGCUGCUGCUCCUGCGCGUGGCCCAGCUGCAGCUGCUGCCGCCCCCCCUGCAGAGCCUGCCCCUGCUGGCCGCGCUGGCCUCGCUCCAGAGCACCGUGCUGCUGGGAGCCGACCUGCUCUCGCCCCUGCUGAGCCCCGUGCUGGGCGUGGGGCUGCACCUGCUCUCCUGCGCCUGCGGCACCUCCCUCAUGCUGGCCAGCCUGGCUGCAUGCUGGCAGCUGCGGCCCCACCAGCCUGCCAGGCCGGGCGAGGCCCAGCGGGUGUCGCUGGGCUGUGAGGACCCCCAGGAGCUGCCUGGGCAGGGCAGAGCCCUGCAGGGGCUGGGCCCCUGCCCGCGGGUGCUGUUGGGGUGCAGCGCUCUGGGGCUGCUGUGCUGUGGGCUCCAGGCGUACGGGGCCCUGUGGCUGGGCGGGGUGCUGGGCCCGCCGGGGGAGUUCUCCUGGCCCUGGUGGUUCGUGCAGUUCUGGUUCCGAAUCUGCGAGCUGCUGCUGGCCUUUGCCCUGUGCUUCGUGGCCUCACACCCCUUGUGCCAGUGCUGUGGCUCUGCUGACCACACCUGCUGGGCCAAGCUCGUCCGCUACUUCUGCACCUACCGCAAGGCCGAGGCGCCCGAGUACCCCAACAACUGCUACGACUGGGCCCACGGCACGCAGGAGCGGGCGGCCAGCAACGACAUCAGCAAGAGCCUGAUCCGCAACCCGCCCGAGCAGGUGCACCUGCGGGCACUGAAGGGCAGCAAUGAGGUGAGGGCGACGGGGGCCUUCUCUGCCAGGGGCUCCACCUCCUCGCUGGGCCGGGCUGGCGCCAGCCCCAAGUGCCCCAACGCCGCGCGCAUGGGGCGCUCCUACACCAGCGUCUGCUUCGAGAAGGAGUCGGUGCUGUCGCUGGGCGAGCUGGAGUUCCGCCCGCCCUCGCCCAUCAACCUGAGCCGCAGCAUCGAUGAGGCCCUCUUCAAGGAGCACCUGGUGCGCGACAGCAUCUUCCUGCGCUCCAGCCUGCAGUACCCCGGGCGCCUGGCGCGCCAGGACUCCCGCUCCUCGCUGCGCCGGAGCUCUGCCCUCACGCCCAUGGCCGAGCCGCUGCUGCCCGCCAAGGCCUGGCAGCGGCGCAGCAGCGACCCCGACUACCUGUACAGCCUGGCCCGCUGCAGCUCACUCAGCGACCUGCCCUCCCAGAGCGCCAGCCUGCCCCCGAGCAAGGGCCUGCCCAGCCAGCCUCCCACCGAGGGCACCAUCUCGGGCAGCUCCCUCGACAGCUUCUCCAAGGGCUCCCUGAAGAUCAGCUGGAACCCCUGGCGGCACGGCCUCUCCUCGCUGGAGAGCCUGCCCCUGGAGGAGACGCCCAGCCGGGCCCCGCUGCUCCCCGACGAGGCCCCCGGGCCCAGCACCACAGGAGGGGCCGGAGACUCUGAGCGCGAAGCCAGGAGGAGUUUCCUGGCGCUCAGCAAGCAGGUGGAUUCCCGCAGCCUGUCGAGUGACACCAUUGAGCUGUGA